Molecule: messenger RNA, 1848 nt
Organism: Eriocheir sinensis (Chinese mitten crab)
Lineage: Eukaryota; Metazoa; Arthropoda; Malacostraca; Decapoda; Varunidae
Exons: 1
Coding region: 549-1331 (260 amino acids)
Molecular function (GO): nucleic acid binding; zinc ion binding
Source: RefSeq, a predicted model, not a curated record
GAGGUCCUCCAGAGCAGUCUCUCGUCCCUGAAGGCGGAAACCCAGCAGUACACCGACAAGGCCUGCGACAGCGUUAAGAGUGAACUGCUGGGAGAGGUGCAGACUCUGAAAGGCGAGGUCCAGGGCCUGAGGGAGGAGGUGGAGGCGGAGAGGCAGCGGCGAGAGUUGGCAACGUCACGCGGGGAGGAACAAGAAGCGUCACGCGUGCUGGCGGCAAGCACCAGGGUGACGGACUUGCUGGGGUCCUCGUGGGGCCCCAGGCAAAACCCCUGGGGCCUCGCAGCGUUGUGUCAGAGCCAGCAGCUGCCGCAGGAGGUUGGGGAGCCAUCGGAGCUGCCCCCUUGGGUCCAACUGGCGCUGGAAUCGGACCCACUCACCCCGCCUCUCUGCCGCCUUCACCGCCGCCCUCUCCAUGCCGGCCGGCUCACAGCCCACGUGCUCCGCUUACCCCCCCAUCCAGCCCCUCGGCUUCCCGCCGUUCGGGGAGGCGCAAGCCGGCGGAGUAUGACGGGAAGGUGACCUGGGAGGCCUGUGUUGCCCAGUUUGAGAUGCUAGCUGCUGCCCAGGGCUGGGACGAGGCUGAGAAGGCGCUGCAGUUGGCAACAGCGCUUCGGGGCCCAGCUGUGGAGGUGUUGGGGCACCUGCCGCCGGCCCAACGUGCCUCUCACGGGAGCAUGGCGGAGGCCCUGCGGCGACGUUUCGGGCACCACCUUCAGGCCGAGGUGUACCGAGCUCGCCUGAAGAAGCGGACUCGGGAGCGCGGCGAGACACUGUCGCAGCUGGCGCAGGACGUGGAAGCGCUGGUCAGAAGGUCGUAUCCUGCUGCCCCGGAAGAGAUGAUCGUGGUGCUGGCCCGCGAUUUCUUUGUUGACGCUCUGCACGACCAGCAGCUGCAGAUUUACGUUAAGCAGGCGCACCCUGGGGACCUGCAGGUGGCGCUGGCGAGGGCCUUGGAAUUCGAGGCCUUCCUGAAGACGACCAGCGGCCUAGGGGCGGCCGCCCAGCCCCGCCGUGACCUCCGGGGCCGGAAGGCGAAGGUGGAGAAGAAGGCGGCGUCGAGGAAGGCGAGCUCGGACGGUUUUCUCGGCUCGUGUUGGGGCUGUGGCAAGAAGGGGCAUAUGCGCAGUCGUUGUCCGAGGGAGCGAAGGACGCGUUCCCUUGACCGACUGAGUUCUGACGCCUUUCAGCCUUGCUGCAAGGACUGUGGCAAGUCUGGCCACCGUUCGAGCGCCUGCCCCAAGCCAAAGGAGGUAGUGCAGGCGGGAAACCCGGACAGGCUGGAGAAGGGGGCCGAAUCCCAGCCGUUAGUCCCCGGGCCCCGACUUGCGUAAGCUGCCGCCGGAUAACCAGUGCGAUGCAGGUGGAGGGAUCAGUGGACGGGAAGCCAUGCCGCCUGACAGUGGACACCGGGGCUGAGAAGACCUUGGUGCGGGCUGAUAUGCUGGCCGCCACGCGACUCCCAGACGCGCCACAGAGGCUGUGCGGCGUCACGGGGCACUGUGUGCAGCUCAAGGGCCCAGUGGAGGUUCGUAUCGGCGUAGGCAGCGCUGUGGAGCGGCUGCCGGUGUACGUCGCCGAUCUGGACGACCGUGUUUGCUGGGCCUCGACUACCUGACGCAGAGCAAGGCUUGUGUCGACCUCGGACGGAAGCUGGUGAGGGUACGCGGUCAAGACGUGCCCUUGCUUCCGGAGGUUGGCUGUGCAGAGGUAGUCGCGGCUGAGCGUCUGCACCUUGCCCCUAGGACGGAGGCCAGGGUCCGGUGUCGUCUGUCCAGAGCGAUGCGUGGAGCGGAAGGCAUGGUGGAGCCCACGGAAAACCUGCGGCUGGCUGACGGCGUGGCAGUCGGA